AUGCAACCAAGUUCUUCUUCCAAUCCACCCACAUCAUCAUUCGUUUCUAAUCCGAUAGAGAAUUUGAUUCAACAAUUUCAAUCAAAAUGUAAAUUGAUGAAAGAAAAUAUUCUAAAGAUGAAGGUAGAGGAAUUGAUCGGAAAUGAAAAGGAUCGAGAGAAAGAAUUUAUGAAAGGUUAUGCUCAAUUAUUGGAGCUCCAAGCACUCCAAAUCCAAAUUAAUUUAUUUCAAAAGAGAAUGAAUGAUUUGAGAGUUGAAAGGAAAAAAGAAAUGGAGCUUCCUCUUCUGGAAUAUAACAAUAUUUCAUGUGAGGCCAAAUACUUUCGUCGGGAUAUAGCCAUUUCCAAGAACUAUUAUUCGAGACAUGUGGAAAUCGAUCUUCCCAACGAAGAAUACUUUGUUAAAAAAGCGCCAAAGAGUUAUUCACAAGUGUUGGCAGAGUUAGAACAACUGAAAGGAAAAGGAAAUGCCAAUCAAGAAGAGAUCAUGAGCAAGCAGCACCAAUUGAUGAUGAACCGGUUAAAGUUUGAGCUUGAAGAGCGCGAAUCUCUAGAAAAAGAUAUUGAACAAUUGAAGUUAGAACAAGAUAAGAUCAAACAGGAGCAACAUAAUAUUGAAAAAUAUAUUAAUAAUAUUCCAAAAAAUCUCGCAACUAUCAAGAAGACAAUGCUCCAAUUUGAACCAGCGAUCAAUCCUCUUAAACACAAAUAUUCUGAUUGGUUUUCCACUGAAGAAACUGAUUUACUCAAACAAUUACCAACUCCUCUUUUCAUUCUUUACAACAAGCUUAUGGAAUACAAACAAACAUGUGACAAUACGAUAUUACUCUCCAUAGUUGGAGACACAGAGCGAGCAAAGCAAGAAUGGGAUGAUCUGGAACAUUCUACAAGAUCAACAGACACUUCUAUUGUAGAGGAGUUGAAUGGGGAGCCCAAAAAGAAAAAGUUAAAACCUGCGGAUUCUAGUAAUGAAUUGUGUGCCCUGUUUCCACUUUAUAUUCAACUGAGAGUACACCUUAAAAUUUAUGACACAAACAAAAAACUGCUAAUUGAAUUUGGCUACCUUCAUAAGAGUAAUUUAGUAGUUGUCAAUGAGGCAAAGAGCGCUACUUCUGUUCUUCCAACAUUGAUACCAGGUGAUGAUGGUGCUUAUUCACCAAAUAUUAGUGUAAUGUCUGACUAUGAUUUCCGCAAUUUCGAGAGAGGAAGACCCUAUCGAUGGCUGCAAAAGAUUUGUGGACUUGAAUUUAUUCCAAUGAGAAUUCCAUCUAGCGAUCAAUCCAAAGGCAACAAACCAGAAGAGGACAAGGAGUACUCUCUCCAUUAUAUUUUGAACUUUUUCAAGUACAAGCAAAAAGCAAAGAGAUACUUACUGAAUCAACUCAAAUCUUUUGAUAACCUUGAACUAAGAAGCGAUUUUCCAUCUUGCUUAUCUGUACCUCCAAAACUUGAAUCUGCCAAACAGGUGUUCAGCGAUUACACCUCACUUACAUAUAUUUCUACCAUCAGAGUUGACAAGUACCUUUUCGAAGUCGAGAUUUACAUUGAUGUCACUGAAUAUCCAUUGAGAGCACCUCAUUUCAGAAAGCUAACCCAAUUAGAGCCAACAAACGACAGUAACGAACUCAAUAAUAUUCCUGAACAGUUUAGAACCAUCAUUGAAAACGAUUCAGCUGUGGAACAAAUUAGACAUGAUACAUCAGCCUCCAACUCUGCAUUAUAUCAAAUUGAAAAAGAUGUGAACUAUUCAUUUGUCUGUGAAUUCAACAAUGAGCAUAUUUAUCAGGCAGAUGACCCUCAGAAUAUUGAGCAUUUUUGCCUUAUAUCCCAUCAAAUACAUCGUCUCAUGACAGGUCUAGCAGUAUUUGUUGAGACUAAGAACCCAGAAUCAAAAGCCAUAAUGGUAAAUAACGAUAACCUGCUCAUUGGAAAAGAACUAUUAUUGCCACUGCAUUACGACGAACGAAGCAACUGUUUUACUCACAAGCUGCUCUAG
Molecule: messenger RNA, 1995 nt
Organism: Naegleria lovaniensis
Lineage: Eukaryota; Heterolobosea; Eutetramitea; Acrasida; Naegleriidae
Exons: 2
Coding region: 1-1995 (664 amino acids)
Biological process (GO): positive regulation of DNA-templated transcription, elongation; mRNA export from nucleus
Cellular component (GO): THO complex part of transcription export complex
Molecular function (GO): mRNA binding
Source: RefSeq, a predicted model, not a curated record